AUGACGAAAGACGAGAAUGCAUGGCCUCAUUGUGGACCGUAUGGUCCACCAUACCCUCAACCUCAUUACCGGGUACGUUCCUACGAACGCCUUCGACCACCAGCGGAAAACCCGGAGGGAACCAAAGAAGGAGAGACUGGCCCCCAAGGCGACGAGAAAGACAAGAACUCCGGCGGUGAUGGAUCUUCAAAGACUGAAGAGACCAAGACCGAAGGAGAGGAUAAGGCUAAGGAAGGCGACAACAAGUAA
Exophiala mesophila is the source of this 249-nucleotide messenger RNA. RefSeq lists its product as uncharacterized. The transcript has 2 exons. The record is from RefSeq and is a predicted model, not a curated record. The coding region runs from base 1 to 249 and encodes 82 amino acids. NCBI's taxonomy places the organism in Eukaryota, Fungi, Ascomycota, Eurotiomycetes, Chaetothyriales, Herpotrichiellaceae.